UUUUCGUUCUGCUAGGCAGCUGUUUUUUUCUGUUGUUUUCUGAAUUGAAGGUUCAAGAUGGCGUAUCUCCAAACUGAGAUUCUUGGUCAUACUCAAAAAGUAUGUAGACUCUAUAAAAGUGCUUUGAAACACGUCUUUGAAUAUGCACCUAACAGAGCUGCAUAUCGGUACGCUGCUGUAUGUGUUAGACAGAAAUUCGAAGAAAACCGUCAUCUAACCGAUGCCCUCAAAGUGCAAACUCUCAUUGAGGAUACAAAGGAGGAACUGUUUCAGAAACAACACAGCCACCCUUUCCGAUAUGCUACAUCACCAGGAGGAUCAGCCUAUGGACGAGAGCUCAAAUCUCCUGACUGGGUGCUAGACCUCUGGAGCCCAGAUGAGAAAGCUCAAUAUCCAGAGUAUUUUGCUCGUAGAGAGGAAAUGAAGAAAGAGUAUAUAGUCUACUGGGAAAAGAAGUUUGGCAAUAAGGCAGAGGAACUACAUCAUCAUCAUUGAAAAUUUAUUUCUGCAAAUUACUGUGUAUAGGCAUUGACAAAUAGAUAAGAAUUCAGACAGAAAUACAGUCAAAAGAAUUCAAAAGAAACAA
Messenger RNA from Daphnia pulicaria, 586 nucleotides. It is a transcript of the gene ND-B22, whose product is annotated as NADH dehydrogenase [ubiquinone] 1 beta subcomplex subunit 9-like. Gene Ontology annotation, biological process: mitochondrial electron transport, NADH to ubiquinone. The coding region runs from base 58 to 495 and encodes 145 amino acids. The record is from RefSeq and is a predicted model, not a curated record. The transcript has 3 exons. Lineage: Eukaryota; Metazoa; Arthropoda; Branchiopoda; Diplostraca; Daphniidae.